Belonocnema kinseyi is the source of this 913-nucleotide messenger RNA. RefSeq names its product dynein regulatory complex subunit 7-like. The transcript has 2 exons. Gene Ontology annotation, biological process: flagellated sperm motility. Bases 380 to 913 code for a protein of 177 amino acids. Gene Ontology annotation, cellular component: motile cilium. NCBI's taxonomy places the organism in Eukaryota, Metazoa, Arthropoda, Insecta, Hymenoptera, Cynipidae. The record is from RefSeq and is a predicted model, not a curated record.
UGUAAAUAAAUACGAAUUUUAGCUCUAUUUACCCGCGUUCCAACCCCCCAAAAUCAAAAUUAUCACAACAUUGCGAAAAUCGGUUUAGAUUUAAACAUUCCGUUUGACUAUUUUCGCUUUUUAGUUUUUUAAGCUUCUCCCAUAAAAAAGACCUUAUCGGGUAAGAUUCUUCCAAAACUCUGUUUAUUGAGUGAAAACAAAGACCAAAAGUGACCUAGGGCCAUUUAUUGUUGAAAUUAAAGUGAAGGAUUAUUUUAGGUUAAAUAACUGUCAGCUGGGCCAAAGGCGGCAAGCUGAAUUGAAUUUGAAUUUCGAAAGCAAAAAAAAACUCAAAGUGUUGUGCCUUUAUACAUUUUAAAUAAAUUUGUAUCGUAUAAUUAUGUCAGAGGAGACUAAAUCCUUUUCAGGCGAAUAUGUAGACGGUUGUGAAAGUGAAUUUGAAGAAAAAAUCGAUCAGGAAUCUGUGGAAGAACAGGUGGAUUCGGAAAGAGCUGAAAUCACUGAAGAGACCUUGAAAAGAAUUCAGCGCGAACUUUGUUUGAUCAAACUGUGUUGGCCGAAAAUAGAAAUUGAUCAAGAAUCUGAAUAUUUGAGACUCUUGCCGGAAAUUUAUUCAAGAAAUAGUGAGAAAGAAAAACUUUUGUUGUGGUAUGCUGAAAAUUUUCGACGACAAUAUCAUACGAUUUAUAAAAAUCGAAAACCACUUUUGCUGGCUUGUGAGAACGAAUGCGGAAUUCAGAAAUUCGUGUCCACGACAAUCAGACGAAGUACUCUGCCGUACCCGGAGUUGUGUACGUGGCAAGGAUGCACAAAAUUCGUGAGUGACUAUGUGACCUACGAGUCACUGAAGCGGCCACUUGUAAUGGUAAGUAGUACCGCGAAUCAUAUUUUUCUUAUCGAUAAGGAUAAAUAG